GUUUCUUUUAAUUGUAGGUAAGAACAAUUUUUUUUUGACAUCCCAACAGUUUUAAAUUGCCCCGUCGCACCGCAGAUUGUAUACAACUAAACACAAUAUGUAUUAAAGUAGCUGAAUGCCAUGUGCUCCAAACACAGGAUAAAAUGACUAAACUUUUUACAUUAUAUGAGCAUGCCGCUGGCUAUGCCCUUUUUAUGACUGAACAAGAGGAGGGAAUUUUAGAUGAAAUUCGGGACAGGGUUUUAGAAGUUGAAAAAUUCAAAGAAAUAUGUCAUUUUGUAGCAUUUCAACCAUUUAAAAGAGGACGUGAUGCAUUGGAGAAUAUUAACUGCAUUUCAGAAGGUAUACUUCAUUCUCAUCUUGAAGAAUUUCUUGCAAAUAAUUUCCCAAAGAAAAAGAAAAAGAAGCAUGUACUUGGAGUUGAAGAUGCACAAUUAGCUUCUUCAAUUAAAGAGAAACUUGACAUUACCUGUGAUGCUUCAGAUGUUGUGAAUGAAUUAAUCAGAGGUAUCAGAUGUCAUUUCCAUAAUCUUGUACCAGGCUUCAAUGAUUUAAAUGCUGCAACAAAAGUUCAGCUUGGCCUUGGUCAUGCAUAUUCACGUGCUCAAGUUAAGUUCAACGUUGGUAGAGUCGACAACAUGAUCAUCCAGACUAUUACUCUAGUCGAUCAAAUGGACAAGGAUAUAAACACGCUUAGCAUGAGAGUACGUGAAUGGUAUUCUCACCAUUUUCCAGAACUCAUUAAGAUAGUGCCAGAAAACACAUUGUAUAUUCAAUGCAUUAAUGCCAUUAGAGACAGGAAAAAUUUGCCAGAAGACAUCUUUGAGAAGUUAGAAAAUAUACUGAAUGAUCCUGUGAAAGUACAGAAUGUUUUAGAUGUAGCUCGCAGCUCUAUGGGUAUGGACAUCUCUGAUACUGAUUUGGAAAAUAUGUACACUUUUGCCGAAAGAGUUAUUGCACUAACUGAACGUAGAAAACAUUUAAUGGAUUAUUUAAAAUCCAAAAUGCAUUGUGUGGCACCCAAUCUAGCUGCUUUAAUUGGAGAAGUGGUUGGUGCUCGCCUUAUUGCACAAGCUGGUAGUUUGACCAAUCUUGCUAAAGCUCCGGCUUCUACAGUACAGAUUUUAGGAGCUGAGAAGGCACUUUUCAGAGCUUUAAAGACACGUGGAAAUACUCCAAAAUAUGGACUCCUCUUUCAUUCCAAAUUCAUUGGAAAGGCAGCCAAAAGUAACAAGGGACGCAUUUCUAGGUAUUUAGCUAAUAAGUGCUCAGUGGCUACAAGAAUUGAUUGUUUCAGAGAAAUUCCUACUGAAGUAUUUGGAAACAAGCUACGAGCUCAAGUUGAAGAUCGAUUGAAAUUUUAUGAAACUGGUGAGAUACCAAAGAAAAAUAUUGAUGUCAUGGAUGAAGCAUUGGAAGAAGCAGAAGCAUCUGAAGUUGAGAUAUUGAAAAGAAUGAAAAAGGAGAAGAAAAAAGCAAAGAAAAGGAAAUUGGAUGAACUAUACCUCUCUACUGAUCUGGAUGAGUCGAUGGGAGCACUGGCACAAGCUACUGAGGCAAAUGAUGGAGACUCGGUAGUAGUAAAAAAGAAAAAGAAGAAAAAGCAUAAUGAUGCUGAAGAAGAAAUGACAAACGAUAUUUCAGCAAAUGAGUCUCAGGAAGUUUAUGAAAAUUCUGCAGAGCCUCCUAAAAAGAAAAAAAAGAAUAAGCAUAUUGUUGAGGAAAAUAGUAUUUUAGAAAAUGGUGAUGUGCAAGAAACUGAUUCCGCCAAAAAGAAGAAAAAGAAUAAGCACAUGGAACUCUCUUUAUCGUAAGAAGAGUGAAGAAUAUUUACCCAUUUAACAAAUUUGUGUUUAUACGCAAUGUAUGUUAAGUUUUAAAUAAAAAAACUUUCUUUUUUAAAAA
Molecule: messenger RNA, 1905 nt
Organism: Argiope bruennichi
Lineage: Eukaryota; Metazoa; Arthropoda; Arachnida; Araneae; Araneidae
Product: nucleolar protein 56-like
Exons: 11
Coding region: 144-1814 (556 amino acids)
Cellular component (GO): small-subunit processome; box C/D methylation guide snoRNP complex
Molecular function (GO): snoRNA binding
Source: RefSeq, a predicted model, not a curated record